Molecule: messenger RNA, 2102 nt
Organism: Lentinula edodes (shiitake mushroom)
Lineage: Eukaryota; Fungi; Basidiomycota; Agaricomycetes; Agaricales; Omphalotaceae
Product: DNA polymerase eta
Exons: 12
Coding region: 52-1911 (619 amino acids)
Biological process (GO): error-prone translesion synthesis; response to radiation
Cellular component (GO): nucleus; replication fork; site of double-strand break
Molecular function (GO): damaged DNA binding; DNA-directed DNA polymerase activity
Source: RefSeq, a predicted model, not a curated record
ACAAUGACUGUCUAAGUCUUCAUUCACUAUCUACGUCUUUUGAAUAUUGGCAUGAUGAUUCCGACGCACCAGAAAGGUAAAAACAAAGCUCAAGACUUUGAUGAUCUGGACCCAGUGAUAACUUAUCGCCACAUCCUUCAAAACAAUCUUGGUAUCAAGGAUCCGCUUCGGGUGGUGGCACUAUGCGACUCCGAUGCGUUUUAUGCGGCAUGCGAAAUGGUCCGCCUUGGCGUCACGGAUAAACCUCUCGUAGUUCUUCAAUGGGAAGGCAUAAUCGCUGUAAAUUAUCCCGCCCGUAAAUUCGGCAUUUCACGGUUCCAUAAACUCAAAGACGCCAAGGAACGCUGCCCGGAACUGAUGAUUGUUCACGUCGCGACCUAUAAGGAGGGAGAUGCUGAACCCGGGUACUGGGACAAUGUUGAUUCACGAACACAUAAGGUGUCUCUCGAUUACUACCGUAGGGAGAGUUCCAAAGUGUUUAGCAUGCUCAAAGAGGGGCUUCCCGACGCCGAGAUAGAAAAGGCAUCUAUUGACGAAGCGUUCAUUGAUUUCACAAAGCCAGUGCGACAAGUUCUUCUACAAAGAUUCCCAUAUCUAUCUCAGAUACCCGCUGACGCACCAAAUGGCGUCGAUACUCCACUUCCUCCACCUCCCCCCAUAGAUUGGGGCACUGACUCGCAUCUCAUACCCAUCUAUUCCAAUGCGAAUUCCGAAUCGACCGACGAAGAGACCUCCCAAUCAGCUCCUUUAACGUGGCAUGAUAUAGCCCUAAGGCUUGCUGCUGAAAUGAUGCACAAAGUGCGAGUUGACAUUGCUGCCCAACUAGGAUAUACUACGUCUGCUGGUAUCGCUAGAAACAAGUUCCUUGCCAAACUCUGUGCGUCAUAUAGGAAGCCAUAUUCGCAGACCAUUCUACGCAAUCAGGCAAUACCAUGUUAUCUCAAGCCUCUAGAAUUCCAAAAGAUUCGAUUCCUGGGUGGCAAAUUGGGGCAAGCGCUCGCUAAAGAAUAUGAUGUUUCAACAGUCGCGGAUUUGCUUCCCGUUCCGCUUGAGGAAUUUCAAGCCAAAUUCGGAGAAAGCGCUAUUUGGGUGUAUGAGAUAUUACGUGGAAUCGAUAGGUCCGAAGUCAAAGAAAAAUCACCGGUCAACAAAAGCAUGUUAGCCGCGAAAGCACUCCAAAAACCAAUUACAAAAAUAGAUGAUGGUCCACAUUGGAUUCGCGUUCUCGCUGCUGAGUUAUCGCUGAGAUUGAACGAUGCUAGGAAGGAAAGACCCAACUUAUGGCCUAAAACCCUUGCUUUACAUGCGGGUCACGGAUAUGGGACGGCUCGAUCCAAACAGGCACCUUUUCCAUUUACCAAAGAGGUCACCGUCAAUGUCAUCGCUGCAGCCGGAGGUAAACUUUGGAAGGAACUCGUAGGGAACGUUACCGGCACCAUUAGGAUUACCUAUAUUUCUCUGGGCUUUACGGGGAUCGAGGCAACAGACGCAAGCCAACAAAGCAUCGCCAGUUUUCUUGACUCUCAUGCUGUGACUGGGGUCAAGCGUCCCAACGAGGAGAAGAACGGUAACCCCUCGAAAAGUCGGCACAGAAAUACACAGCGUGUACGAUCUCGACCUUCAAGUCCAUCUGCCGAUCAGAAUACCACCUCUUUCACAUGUUUAGAAUGCCAUAAGACGCUUUCACUAUCGCCAAAGCUACUGUCCACCAGUGACGUUCUGGGACGGGCCUACGCUCUAGCGGCUCUGAAGGAUGAACAUAGUGAUUUUCAUUUUGCUGAAUCCGUUGCCCGAGAAAUGGAGCCGGAGGUGAAAGAGGUUAGAGGGCCUCACAAGAAGGUCAAAACUCCAAUGAUCCAAGAGAAAGAAAUUGGGCCAAGAGGGAUCGAGAAGUUCUUCAACCGGACAUAAUACCAGUGUAUCAUGAUCAACUACAUUUGUAGUCUGUACUGUGUAUGUGGGUAAGCAGUACUUGGACCAAAUACGGACAGUGAUCAUAAAAUCAUCUGAAGUCCAGAAUCUUCGCGACUUUUAAGUUCUCGCAUUCAGCAUUCAUGAUGUACGUACAAAGGUAUUCAGCUACUUAUAUUAGGGAGCUGGCG